CAAUGGAGCCAUGCACGAAAGACUGUGUUAAUUCCGAAGAAGAUGUUACUAGUAAGGAGGAUAACUCCGUUUCUGUUAUUAUUUCCAACCCAAAAGUUCUAGAUUGUUGCAACUGUUUUCAACCUUUAACUAUUCCACUCUUUCAGUGUGAUAAUGGUCAUUUUGUUUGCUCUGCCUGCUGUCCUAAAAUUUGGAACAAGUGUCCCAAGUGCUCAAUUUGCAUUAGCUCUAAACAUUGUAAAGGUAUUGAGAAUAUACUGCAAACUAUGGAAAUCUCAUGUCCAAAUGAAAAACAUGGUUGCAGGGAGAUAAUAAGUUAUAGUGGAAAGAGAAAGCAUGAAGAAGAAUGCAUCUAUGCACCAUGUUACUGUCCCCUUUCAGGUUGUGACUUUGUUGCUUCAUCAAAAUUGUUUUCCAACCAUUUCAUUGAUAAACAUGGGGAUUCACUUAUCAAAUUUUCUUAUGGUCACUCUUUCAAUGUAUCCUUGAAGCCUAAUGAUAAAACCAUUGUUCUUCAAGAGAAAAACAAUGGCAAAAUAUUUAUUCUCAAUAAUAGUACCAUGCUUUUGGGAAAUUCAGUCAAUAUUAGCUGCAUUGGUCCUGACAGUUCUGAGGCUGAGUAUGGUUGCUAUAUAUUUGCUGGGUCCAAGAAAUGCAGUCUAAAAUUGUAUUCUUUUUCGAAGAAUGUCCAUUGGGUUACUUUAGCAAGUCAUUCAUCAGAGUUUCUGGUGAUUCCAUCUUGUUAUUUUGGUUCUUCUAAAUGUGUGAAGCUAGAGAUUUGCAUAACCACCAAGAUACAAAUCUUUGUAAAAACUGUGAAGGGAAAGAUGAUGGCUCUGAAGGUUGAGAGUUCAGACACGAUAGGCAGUGUGAAGGAGAUUCUGAUGGGCAUGGAAGGGGUACCAGUGGACCAUCAACGACUGAUCUUUGGUAGUAAGAAACUAGAUGACAUCUGGACCAUUGGGGAUUACGACAUUCAAGAUAAUUCAACCCUCCAUCUCGUCCUUCUACUCCGUGGAUGACUAUUAUCAUGAAGAAAAUCAUCCUAUAAGUA
Messenger RNA from Lathyrus oleraceus (garden pea), 1054 nucleotides. Its product is annotated as E3 ubiquitin-protein ligase SINA-like 10. Gene Ontology annotation, molecular function: protein binding; zinc ion binding. The record is from RefSeq and is a predicted model, not a curated record. Bases 3 to 1022 code for a protein of 339 amino acids. The transcript has 3 exons. NCBI's taxonomy places the organism in Eukaryota, Viridiplantae, Streptophyta, Magnoliopsida, Fabales, Fabaceae.